This is a messenger RNA of Gavialis gangeticus (Gharial), 1617 nucleotides long. It is a transcript of the gene GALR2, whose product is annotated as galanin receptor 2. Gene Ontology annotation, biological process: G protein-coupled receptor signaling pathway. Gene Ontology annotation, molecular function: G protein-coupled receptor activity. The record is from RefSeq and is a predicted model, not a curated record. The transcript has 2 exons. Gene Ontology annotation, cellular component: membrane. Bases 1 to 1131 code for a protein of 376 amino acids. NCBI's taxonomy places the organism in Eukaryota, Metazoa, Chordata, Crocodylia, Gavialidae.
AUGAACGGCUCGCUGAACACGUCGGGGGGCGGCGAGGCGGGCUGGCAGCCCGAGGCCGUGCUGCUCCCGCUGGUCUACUCGCUCAUCUUCCUGGUGGGCACGGUGGGCAACGCGCUGGUGCUGGCCGUGCUGCUCCGCAACGGGCAGGUGCACAACACCACCAACCUCUUCAUCCUCAACCUGGGCGUGGCCGACCUGUGCUUCAUCGUCUUCUGCGUGCCCUUCCAAGCCACCAUCUACACGCUGGAGGGCUGGGUCUUCGGGCCCUUCCUCUGCAAAGCCGUGCACUUCUUCAUCUACCUGACCAUGUACGCCAGCAGCUUCACGCUGGCCACCGUGUCCCUGGACAGGUAUUUGGCUAUAAGAUACCCUCUGCACUCCAGAGAACUAAGGACCCCCAGGAAUGGUCUCACUGCCAUUUGCCUCAUCUGGGGUCUUUCCUUUAUUUUCUCUGGUCCCUACCUCAGUUACUAUGAGGAGUUCCAGACAGCCAACCUCACUGUCUGCCAUCCCAUUUGGAAAAUCUCCCAACGCAAGAUCAUGGAUCUCUGCACAUUCAUCUUCAGCUAUGUUAUCCCAGUGCUGAUCCUGAGCCUCACCUACGUGAGGACCAUCCGUUACCUCUGGACAUCUGUGGACCCCAUUGAAAACAUGUCUGAGUCCAAGAAGGCUAAGUGCAAGGUCACAAGGAUGAUCAUCAUUGUAGCUGUCCUCUUCUGCCUCUGCUGGCUGCCCCAUCACCUGGUCAUCCUGUGCGUCUGGUUCGGUUACUUCCCUCUCAACCAUAACACCUAUGUGCUUAGGAUCCUUUCACACCUGAUCUCUUAUGCCAACUCCUGUGUUAACCCCAUCGUCUAUGCCCUGGUCUCCAAACACUUCCGCAAGGGCUUCAAGAAGAUCUUCAUCUGCCUCUUGCACAAGAAGGUGGCCAACAAGGUUCAUGUCGCUCAAGCGACCAACACGGUCAGCACCUUAGAGGCAGAUCUGACAGAAGUAACACACAUCAGCGAGCCUCCACAUGCCAGGUCCUCCACCUGCUGCCAGUUCCCAGCCCAAUCAUGGGGGGAGGCAGAACUGGUUGGACGUCCACAGAAAACAGCCACCUCCUUCAUCACCUUCAAUGUCACCUAAUGGAAUUUUGUUUCUUUCAGACUUUGAAAGAUCUUCUGAGUCCAAGACAGUUUCAUGGGGACCUGUACAGGACUUUAGGCUUAAACAGACCUCAUAUGGCUCUCCCCAUUUACCAUUAAAAUGCUCAAGCAGGUAUUUCACUCUUAGGGUGAUGCUGGUUUCUAGCCUCUUAGGCAAGAGAAUGGCCAAGAUUUAUACAGAGAAUAUGGUUUUAUGGAUGUCCCGUCAAGAUCACGUGGCUCCAGCAAUCAAAAUCUACUUUCUCCCAACCAAUUUUCAUGCACAAUAGCAUAUUAUUUCCUGCCUUGUUCUAAUGGCCAGUGAGUGGGCUGUUUUUUAUUUUCUAUUUUAACCCUCCCAGUAAGACGCGAGUGAUUUGAUUUCCUUCAAGGAUUUUAAAGGUCAGAAAUAAUUUUGCUUUUUCAAUGCAGGGAAAGGGUUUAUGGAAGCCAUGUCUUAGUUCACCUGCCAUAGGACUAGAAUAAU